GGAAGCCGUUGGUGUGGGUUCCAUCCCAGGCACCGAUGGACACGCUCAUGGCGAACUACGCGUCCGACUCCGACUCUGACGGCGGCGAGCCGGCGGCCGCCCCCGCCGGGGCCCCGGAGGUUCCAGAAGCCUCGGCCUUGCUCCCUCCACCUCCCCUCGACCUCCUCCAGCCCCCCAACUUCGUAGAUUACUCGGCGAUGGCGCAGGGGAGUCGUGUCCGGAGCUUCCCACAUGUGGAAGGCAACUACGCUGUACAUGUCUAUAUCCCUGUUGUCAUACCUUCAGAUGCAAAGAAACAGCUAGCCCUUGCUAUGAAAAGAGCUGCAUCUCUUGUUCCGGAUCUUUAUGCUGUUGAUGCAGACUAUGCACUUUCUGAAUUGUGCAAGGAUGAACAGAAGCUUGAGAAAGUGCUUUUGAGCAGGGAGUUUCAUGUAAGCUUAGGAAGACCUGUUGCAGUUCAGGUGCAUCAAAUUGACUCCUUCGUUGCAAUGCUUUGCCAAAAGUUCCAGUCGCAACAACGGUACUGGAUGGAGUUCAAUAAGUGGGAGCACUUUGUCAAUGGAUGUACGCGGUCAUUUCUUUCAUUAGAAGUUACAAGAACUGGUUUGCCAGAGAUAAGUAAGCAGAUACUUAUGGUAGAUGAAGUAUAUCGAUUACAUGGUCUUCCUGAGUUUUACAAGAAUCCACGGCCACAUAUUUCUUUGGUGUGGGCAUUGGGUGAUAUCAGCAGCAAACUGAAGCAGACAAUAAAGGACAUUGAAAAAUAUCAGAGCAGUCAGAGCAGUAUGAGCUCAUUGCAAAAGUGUAAUGUUCGAUGCAAGUUCAGUCGUGUAGUCUGUAAAGUAGGUAAGAAGGUGUACGAUAUCUGUAAUGUUGCAGACUGAAACACACAUGAAUUACAAUUUAUAAAGCUCUGAG
Setaria italica (foxtail millet) is the source of this 918-nucleotide messenger RNA. Its product is annotated as U6 snRNA phosphodiesterase-like. Gene Ontology annotation, cellular component: nucleus. Gene Ontology annotation, biological process: U6 snRNA 3'-end processing. The record is from RefSeq and is a predicted model, not a curated record. Gene Ontology annotation, molecular function: 3'-5'-RNA exonuclease activity. Lineage: Eukaryota; Viridiplantae; Streptophyta; Magnoliopsida; Poales; Poaceae.